AAGAAUUCCCAAAUUUAUAAGAAGAAACAGAUUCCUGAAGUAGUAGCAGAAGAAGUAUCUACACCCCUUCUAUCUACAAAGAAUCCAAAAAAAAAUGAUCGAAAAGAGAAAGUUAAAAUAGAUGAGAAGCUGAUUACUGAAGCAACUAGUAUGGUGAAAAAAAAUAACAAAAAUAAUAUAGCCUCUUUCUCUGACAAUUCGUCUGAUAUAUCCAGAGAAGAUAGGUUGAAAUCUCUUCUUGAAAACUUAGUUAAAUGUGGUGAAAAGCUUAAAAGCUUAAUAGUUGAUACUUUUGAUAUCUCUUUUAUAUAA
Messenger RNA from Dentiscutata heterogama, 312 nucleotides. The record is from the annotation of a GenBank genome assembly. Lineage: Eukaryota; Fungi; Glomeromycota; Glomeromycetes; Diversisporales; Gigasporaceae.